UGUCCACGCUUCCAGUUCGGAUUAGCCCAGCUGAUGAGCAGGGUGUCGCGCUGUGGGAUCUCGAUUGUGAUAGGUGUGAUUAUGUUGGUGUGAGUGCAUAACCUACGAAACCUGUAGUAAUAAGUCAACACAUUCAAAAUGGUCCUUGAAUUUUUGUCUAAGCGAUACUGGAAGCAGCUGAUCGCCAUCAAUGCCGUUCACAUAAUAACGAUUGGAUAUGGCGUUACGGUAGGAUGGACAGGACCAAUUAUCCCGCUGCUUCAGUCUGCCGACACACCGCUCCCAGGGGGACCAAUUACCGUGGAGCAAGUGUCCUGGGUUGGAUCAUUCUUCUCCAUCGGUGGCAUGUCGGGGACAAUUCUCUACGCCCUGAUUCACACCUACUUCGGCAAAAAGACAGGGCUGCUGAUGCUGGCGGUCCCUCACCUUAUCCUCUGGAACCUGCUGUGGAUGGGAGACAGCGUGUACUACAUCUACGCAGCAAGGUUUUUAGGCGGCCUCACCGGCGGGGGCAUAUUCGCCAUGGUGCCGCUGUAUGUUGCAGAUAUCGCCGAUAGAACGAUUCGAGGGUCGCUCGGUUCGUUAACGAUGCUGCACAUAAACUUUGGUCUGUUGGCAUCGUACACCGCUGGAAAUUACCUUCCGUACUACCUCAUACCGAAAAUCAUGCUUUGCUUGCCGGUUGCCUUCCUUGCGAUGGUUUGUUUACUGCCGGAAACGCCGUACUGUUUGCUGCAGAAAGGAAAGAUCGUUGAAGCGGAAAAAUCACUCAUGUUCUAUCGCAACAUACCGGACGUGACGCGUAAAACACUGGCCUUCGAGUACGAGUUCGAGAGUCUCAAAUCAUUUGCACAGUCCGAAGCCAACAAGGAGAAGCUAUCGCUGGCAGAUUUUACAACCCCCGCUGCCAUCAAGGGACUUUUCAUUUCAAUUUUUAUGAUGGCUUUGAACCAAUUCUGUGGCAUCUUUGCUAUACUCACUUACGCCGGAAGUAUUUUGGAAGAAUGUGGUUCCAGCUUGGACACCAAAUAUGUGUUUAUUUUGAUUGCAUUAAUCAAUAUCUGUGGCAAUGCCACUUCGUUCAUCAUGGUUGAUAUGGCCGGCAGAAAGACGUUCUUGCUGAUUUCAACCACCGGAGUAGGUGUAUCACUCGGCAUACUUGGUCUGCACUCGUACUUCACCUACAAUGAGGAUGGAAUCGUCAGCCAAUCUUGGAUUCCCGUUUUGGCACUACUGGCCAACAUAUACUCGGCCGGAUUAGGCAUCACCACCAUGAUUGGCUUCGUCAUUCCGGAAGUUCUUCCAGCGAAGAUUCGCAGCAUAGGAAGCACCAUAAGCGUGGGAUUGCUCUGCUUUUUCGCUUUCCUCAUAUUGAAAGUGUAUCCGAUAUUACUCGAGAGGAUUCACAUCUAUGGGACAGUGUGGAUUUCUUCUGGCGUUUGUGCUGUAUCGAUUCUGAUAAUCGUAUUCAUAAUGCCGGAAACAAAGGGAAAAAACUUGAUUGCUGAGGAGCCACAAGAAAAACCAAGAACAAAUGCUUAUUAGGAUUUACCAACGUUCGAAAAAAAGGGUUGCACUUAACUGCAGCUUUUUGUGUGUCACACUGUUUUGACAGUUUUACAAUAAAUGAAUUGUAAAAUGUAUUCACUAA
Molecule: messenger RNA, 1651 nt
Organism: Aedes albopictus (Asian tiger mosquito)
Lineage: Eukaryota; Metazoa; Arthropoda; Insecta; Diptera; Culicidae
Product: facilitated trehalose transporter Tret1
Exons: 7
Coding region: 139-1545 (468 amino acids)
Biological process (GO): transmembrane transport
Cellular component (GO): membrane
Molecular function (GO): transmembrane transporter activity
Source: RefSeq, a predicted model, not a curated record